Paramecium pentaurelia is the source of this 538-nucleotide messenger RNA. The record is from the annotation of a GenBank genome assembly. NCBI's taxonomy places the organism in Eukaryota, Ciliophora, Oligohymenophorea, Peniculida, Parameciidae.
AUGUUUACCAUUAAAUCGCAAUUUUAUUAAGCAAGUUCGACAGGGCGGUUUCAGUUUAAAUUUAAACCAAGUGUUGAAUUAGGAGGAUUUCCUAGUUUAACACCUUGUAAUUCAGACAAAAGAGCAACAAGAAUAGAUUACUUUGCUGGCCCAUCUGAUCUUCUGGGUAUUACACGUUUUUAUUUUGAAAUUAGAAAAAUAAAAAAAGCAUUGUACAUUAAAAGAAAGUAAGCAUCAUGAAGAUUUAUCUAUUGGCAAACGAACCUUUAUUUAAGCAAAUAAAGAAACAGAUGGAUUAGUUAGCCUAGAGGAUAUAAUGUAAAGAAAAUCUCGAGUGCCUACAUUAUAAAAGAAGAGAAAUCUGUAAGUCUUCAUAGUUAAUCUUAGCAUACCUGUUCAUUUUUUAGGAGAUAAGAAUUAUCCCUAUCCAGAAAUCGAACCAAAUUUCUAUAAAUAAGAUGAUGGUUUAGUUGCAGGAUCAAACAUCAAAAAUAGAUUUCGACAUCCUUACAAAAUAUCAAAAAAGUUUCAUGGUUGA